UGCCUGGCAGUGCUUCACUUAGUUUGCCUCCCAGUUGCCCAGAGGGACUGUUGGGUCUCAGCACCUCCAUCAAGCCCACAAGCCAACCAUCCACCCCAUCAUCAUGAGCAAGUCCUACUCCUCGUCUGCCCAGACGGCCUCCUCGUACCGCCGCACCUUCGGCUCUGGAGUCGGCUCUUCCCCGAUGUCUUCCCUCUUCUCCUCCCAUGGAGGAGGCCGUAGCUCCUCCGCUCAUUCAUCCACCAGAGUCUACGAGGUCAAGAGCUCCGGCUUCCCCUCUUUCUCCAGCUACAGGGUCUCCUCUGGGGCUGGGGGCGCAGGCUUCGGCUCCUCCGCCGCGAUGCGCACCUACUCUGGCGAGAAGCUUGACUUCAACCUGGCGGACGCCAUGAACCAAGACUUCCUCAACACAAGGACCAACGAGAAGGCCGAGCUCCAGCACCUCAACGACCGCUUCGCCAGCUACAUCGAGAAGGUGCGCUUCCUGGAGCAGCAGAACGCGGCCCUCACCGUGGAGAUCGAGAAGCUGCGGGGCCGCGAGGGGCCCGGCCGCGUGGCCGAGAUGUAUGAAGAAGAAAUGAGGGAGCUGAGGAAGCAGAUCGAGGGCCUCUCCAACCAGCGCGCCAGAGUGGAGGUGGAGAGAGACAACCUGGCUGAUGACCUGCAGAAACUGAAGCUCAGACUGCAAGAAGAGAUUCACCAGAAGGAGGAAGCUGAGAACAACCUGUCUGCUUUCAGAGCCGAUGUAGACAAUGCAACUCUGGCCAGGCUGGACCUGGAGAGACGCAUUGAGAGUCUGCAGGAGGAGAUCGCUUUCCUCAAGAAGAUCCAUGAGGAGGAGAUCCGUGAGCUGCAGAACCAGAUGCAGGACACUCAGGUGCAGAUCCAGAUGGACAUGUCCAAACCUGACCUGACCGCCGCUCUGAGAGACAUCCGCAUGCAGUACGAGGCCAUCGCCGCCAAGAACAUCUCAGAGGCCGAGGACUGGUACAAGUCUAAGGUGUCUGACCUGAACCAGGCGGUGAAUAAGAACAACGACGCUCUGCGUACGGCCAAGCAGGAGAGCAUGGAGUACAGACACCAGAUCCAGUCCUACACCUGUGAAAUCGACUCACUCAAGGGCACCAACGAGUCUCUGCUGCGCCAGAUGAGAGAUAUGGAGGAUCGCAUGGGCCGCGAGGCAUCUGGUUACCAGGAUACCAUUGCACGAUUGGAAGAAGAUAUCGCCAAGAUGAAGGACGACAUGGCCCGCCACCUGAGGGAAUACCAGGACCUCCUCAAUGUCAAGAUGGCCCUUGAUAUUGAAAUUGCAACCUACCGCAAGCUGCUGGAGGGAGAGGAGAGCAGGAUCACUACAGCCAUGCCUGUCCAGACUGCGUAUUCCUCCAUCGGAUUCAGAGAGACCAGUCCUGAAUCCCAGCAUCCACGCUCAUCAGAGGUUCACUCCAAGAAAACCGUUCUCAUCAAGACCAUCGAGACCCGCGAUGGAGAGGUCGUCAGUGAGUCCACACAGCACCAGCAGGACAUCAUGUAAACAAGAGGAACCAAAGUUU
Salarias fasciatus (jewelled blenny) is the source of this 1553-nucleotide messenger RNA. RefSeq names its product desmin-like. Bases 104 to 1534 code for a protein of 476 amino acids. NCBI's taxonomy places the organism in Eukaryota, Metazoa, Chordata, Actinopteri, Blenniiformes, Blenniidae. Gene Ontology annotation, biological process: skeletal muscle organ development; intermediate filament organization. Gene Ontology annotation, molecular function: structural constituent of cytoskeleton. The record is from RefSeq and is a predicted model, not a curated record. Gene Ontology annotation, cellular component: sarcolemma; cell-cell junction; intermediate filament. The transcript is spliced from 10 exons.